UAGUGUGCGGUUGAUCCGCUCGAAUGCACGCGUGUCGCUUUGGCUUUGUCGACGUUGCCUAUUUGGUGACGUAACAACAUCCGGGUUGUGUGGGGAAACAUGGAGGACGUGGACGAGAUAAAUAAACCCCUGUUUGCAGGGUUGUCGGACGUGUCGAUAGCGGACGAUAUCCCAGUGGAAGGUGAUAUCACCGUGCCCAUGAGCUCACCGAGUGUAAACGAUGAGAUCUCCACCCUGGAUGAACCUGUGAAGGACACCAUCCUGAGGGAUUUGAAGGCAGUAGGUCAGAAGUUUAUGCACGUGAUGUACCCAAAGAAAAGCUCAGCUUUACUGCGAGACUGGGAUUUGUGGGGACCUUUGCUGCUGUGUGUUGCUCUGGCAUUGAUGCUGCAGGGUGGUGCUGCAGACAGUAAGGAUGACGGUGGUCCUCAGUUUGCUGAAGUCUUUGUCAUCAUCUGGUUCGGUUCAAUUGUCAUCACCAUCAACUCCAAACUGCUGGGAGGAACCAUAUCAUUCUUCCAGAGCCUGUGUGUGUUAGGUUACUGUAUCCUCCCCUUGACGGCAGCCAUGUUGGUUUGUCGUCUCGUCCUACUCGGCUCCAAUGGAUUGGUCAGCUUCAUUGUUCGGCUUGUGGUCGUCACUGCCUCCUUCGGGUGGUCAACGUUUGCCUCCACAGCAUUCCUUGCUGACAGCCAGCCACCCAAUCGGAAAGCUCUGGUCGUUUACCCGGUUUUCCUCUUCUACUUCGUGAUUGGCUGGAUGAUCCUGACCUUCUCUGCUUCAUCGUAACACUCACUCGCUCUCCACCAAUCAGUCGAGGGACAGAACCCAAAGCCCCUCCCUCCCUUCCCUUACUGUCAUGUUGACCAGGAGGAUGGACCUGAUAUUUUGGGUGCAACGUUUCCCAAAAAAAAUUUUUUUUAUAAUAAUAAUAAUAAAUAAAGGGAAAUGGAAUGUGGAGGGCUGGAGAGAGAAAAGAGAGAGAGAGUGAGCGCGCAGCAAACUAUUUUGUACUCUUAACACAAUUCCGUUCGGUUUUCAUAUACAUCAGCAGGAUUGCGCGUGUGUGUGUGUGUGCGUGCACAGUAUGUUAAUGUGUCUGUCCUGAUUCAGUAAUAUUCACUCCUAAUAAAAACAUAAUUAUUUAAUUUAAUUAAAUCCUUUAGUUCUGAAAAGAAAUAUGAAUCAGCUUGUUUCAUGAAUAUUAAUGAGUGGGGCGGGGCCUGGUUCUGUAUGUGUUUAUGGGUUUCUGUUUAUUUGGAGAGGUUGUGGUGAUGUAGGAUUAAUUCCAACCGAGAUUGUGUACUUGUCACGUUCUGAAGGUGUUUAUAAGAGUGAGACAGUGACUGCUGGGGUGUGUUACCGAAAACGUUCGUUCUCUGAGGUCGUAUCUGAGUUUUAAUAAUAAGCUUAAAAAAAAAAAAUUACGUCAAAAAAUAAAUUCAGACAGAUGCUAUUAGACUCGUGUGUUUUGACAUCGCCAUGAACUAGGGGGCGUGGCUUUGGGGGCGUGUCAGUAAGCAAACCUGGCGGAAUCAUUGGAUGCUGACGGUAAGGUCGUUGAAAUUGGAUGUUUACAUUUUUUUUUUUUAAAGUGACUUUCCUGCAUAAAAUAUGUCACGAUAACGUUUGCAACGGCUUCGUAAGUUGAUUUAAAAACAAAAAGAAAAAUACCUUCUGAUCAUUUUAACAUUGUUUUAGGACUUCUGCUACUCGCUGAAGUUAGUCUCUGAAGAGCGAUUCUCAGAAGCUCCGUUUCCCUCUGAGUGUUCGCUAGCUUCAUCUAGCUACAAGUUCAGUUCCUCACUAACUCGACUCUGAUCUGGACAUAGCGGGUGGCCCCUCCCCCUUUUUAAAUAGCCAAUAGCGUUUAGGUUACCUCAGCAGGUUAGUAGUAUGGAUGGUUAUAAUGUCAGGGGCGGGACGCUGCAGAGCCUACAGAGCGUUCGAUUGGACAGAAUCUGAUGAGUCGCUUGUGCAGAAUGAUGUCAUCGAACCUGGUAGAGAGAGUACAUUUGAAUGUGUAAAUCUUCUAAAUGCCAAUUUUGUCGUUUUGGAGUGCACGAGAUUAUCGAUCGCCUAAAGGUGAACGUGUUCGUAAUCAAAGCCACAAAAGUUACAUGUUGAUUUCUGCAGUUUGUGUUUUUAUGGCAUCAAAUGUAAGGCUUUGGGUUUAAAAUGUAAAAAAAGAAAAA
Messenger RNA from Ictalurus punctatus (channel catfish), 2195 nucleotides. It is a transcript of the gene yipf6, whose product is annotated as Yip1 domain family, member 6. The record is from RefSeq and is a predicted model, not a curated record. The transcript is spliced from 7 exons. Gene Ontology annotation, cellular component: trans-Golgi network; membrane. NCBI's taxonomy places the organism in Eukaryota, Metazoa, Chordata, Actinopteri, Siluriformes, Ictaluridae. Gene Ontology annotation, biological process: endoplasmic reticulum to Golgi vesicle-mediated transport. Bases 100 to 789 code for a protein of 229 amino acids.